GCCGGAGGGGGCGGGGCGCGGCGGAGGGAGGAACAAAGAUGGCGGCGGGCGGUGCGGGAGUUGUUGCCAUGGCGGCCCGCGGCAGGGCCCCCGCCGACGGGACUCUGCGACCGGCCGCUCGCCGCGGGGGGCUGUGAGCGGAGCCGGCGGGAGGCGGCACGGCGAGAGAGGGCUCCCCUCCCGGCCGUCUCCACGAUGCCCCAAGCCUCGGAGCACCGUGUCGGCCGGGCCCGGGACCACGCCGUCGUCACCUCCCAGCCUAAGGCCACCACCAAGCUGCCCAGCGGGCACCGUGCCCUGAGCCAGGAGCGCCAUGCCGCCGCUCUGGCCUCCGCCGCCAACGGCCUCUCCCCGGCGCCCAAACUUCGCCUCCUGCCGCCCCGGCCUGGCCCCGUGGACGACCGCAGCAAGAAACUGGAGCUGGACCGGGGCCGGGCCUCCAAGCGGGGAGAGGCUCUGCGCAGCUCGGCCUGCCGCCGGGGGCCGGUCAAGGCGGACCACGCGGUGCGGGUGCCCGGUUCGCCGCAGGCGGGCAUCGUGCCGGGCAGCGCCUCCUUCUCCCUGCCCGCCGGUGCCUCGCUGGCGGGGCGAGAGGCCGAGCGCCGGCGGAGCAACCUGGCCCGCUCCAAAUCCAUCAGCAUCGGGGACCUGAGCCAGGGCGGCGGCGGCGGCAGCCGCACCGAGGACGUGGCGGCGGUGCUGAGCCGGCUGGUGCUGAGGGACUGCGGGCACCAGCUGAGCGCCGGCUCCCUGGCGCUGCGGAGGAGCUCCUCGCUGCGGAGGGUCAGCGUCUCGCCGGGGCUGGACGGGAAGCCCGCGGCGCCGCUGCUCUCCGUCCGGCCCGAGGGCUGCCCCAGGACUUGUACCGCCCCCGACCCCCCGUACAUCCCGGCGCCCGGCAGCCCCGCCCUGGGCAGAGCCCUGGCACCCGGCAGGACCGAGGAGAAGGCUGCAGCCACACAUCACACCCUGCUGCUGGGCUCCGGCCACGUUGGCCUCAGGAACCUGGGCAAUACGUGCUUCAUGAACGCCGUGCUGCAGUGCCUGAGCAGCACCAAGCCGCUGCGGGACUACUGCCUGCGCCGAGACUUCCAGCACGAGCAGCCCCCCGGCCCCCGCGCCCCCCAGGAGCUCACCGAAGCCUUCGCCGACGUCAUCGCCGCACUCUGGCACCCCGACUCCUCCGAGGCCGUCAACCCUGGGCGCUUCAAGGCUGUGUUCCAGAAGUAUGUGCCCUCCUUCACUGGCUACAGCCAGCAGGAUGCCCAAGAGUUCCUCAAGUUCUUCAUGGACCGACUGCACGUGGAGAUCAACCGCAAGGGGCGCCGGACCCCCAGCAUCCUGGCGGACGCCCGCAGGACCCCCGCGCUGGAGGACCCCGAGACGCUGAGCGAUGAGGAGCGCGCCAACCAGAUGUGGAAGCGGUACCUGGAGAGGGAGGACAGCAAAAUCGUGGACCUCUUUGUGGGGCAGCUGAAGAGCUGCCUCAAGUGCCAGGCCUGUGGCUACCGUUCCACCACCUUCGAGGUCUUCUGUGAUCUCUCCCUGCCCAUCCCAAAGAAGAGCUUUGCCGGUGGGAAGGUUUCGCUCCACGACUGCUUCAGCCUCUUCACCAAGGAGGAGGAGCUGGACUCAGAGAAUGCUCCGGUCUGUGACAAGUGCCGGCAGCGGACGCGGAGCACAAAGAAGCUGACGAUCCAGCGCUUCCCCCGCAUCCUGGUGCUCCACCUGAACCGGUUCUCCACCACUCGCUACUCCAUCAAGAAGUGCUCUGUCUUCGUGGACUUCCCCCUGCAGCAGCUCAACCUGCGGGAGUUCGCCAGCGAGAAGGCGGGCAGCCCUGUCUACAGCCUCUACGCUCUCUGCAACCACUCGGGCAGCGUCCACUACGGCCACUACACCGCCUUCUGCCGCGACCCCGCCGGCUGGCGCGUCUACAACGACUCCCGCGUCUCGCCCAUCAGCGAGAACCAGGUGCCGUCCAGCGAGGGCUACGUCCUCUUCUACGAGCUGGAGGAGCCCCCCGGCCGCCGGCCAUGAGCCCCUCUCCUGGACCCUCCACUGCAGCUGGGGGGCUGCCCCCUCCCUGAACCCCCACUGCGGGGUGAGGGCAGAGGGGGCUGGGGAGAGGGGUGUGGCUGUCACCUGGGUGGGGCUUUUGUCAAUAAAUUUACUA
This is a messenger RNA of Dryobates pubescens (Downy woodpecker), 2176 nucleotides long. RefSeq names its product ubiquitin specific peptidase 21 (gene USP21). Gene Ontology annotation, molecular function: cysteine-type deubiquitinase activity. The record is from RefSeq and is a predicted model, not a curated record. Bases 196 to 2040 code for a protein of 614 amino acids. NCBI's taxonomy places the organism in Eukaryota, Metazoa, Chordata, Aves, Piciformes, Picidae. Gene Ontology annotation, biological process: protein deubiquitination. Gene Ontology annotation, cellular component: cytoplasm. The transcript is spliced from 14 exons.